Molecule: messenger RNA, 15498 nt
Organism: Schistocerca piceifrons (Central American locust)
Lineage: Eukaryota; Metazoa; Arthropoda; Insecta; Orthoptera; Acrididae
Product: serine-rich adhesin for platelets-like
Exons: 16
Coding region: 1-9267 (3088 amino acids)
Biological process (GO): positive regulation of DNA-templated transcription
Cellular component (GO): SWI/SNF complex
Source: RefSeq, a predicted model, not a curated record
AUGUAUGAGUUUCUUGAUCCAACAGCUCUCGAGUCAUUUUUGGGAAUUGCAGCUGCAGGGGGUGCUUCAGGUGCCAACAGUAACCUCUCUCGGUCAGUUGCUGCGCCAGUCCCCGUGUCGGCGCAACAUUUUGUCCUCACUCCAAUUUCACAUUCGCCACACGCACUUCCGGCAAAUAUUUCUGUUAGUUGCCCUACAUCUCAGACUGUUGUCUCCACUUCACAGUCCCAAAGUUUUAUUUGUACACCAGUUAAGAGUUCGAGCAGUUCUUCGGGAAUUGCAGUUGUAGCUUCCAGCAUAGCUUUUGGGCAUUCAGAAGCUGUUAUCAGUUCUUCCAAUAUAUCCUUUAGUGACUCUUCCAACAACUUGUGCCUGGAAACUUCUGGUAUUCAGAUUGGGAGUUCCAGAAUGCCAUCUGGGCCAUCCGGUGCCCCUGUUGGACCUCCAGCACUCGCUCAAGCGGUUUCUGCAAGUUCAAAUGUUUCCGGAUCCUCUAGCAUAGCGACAGUACUUAAUAAUUCGAACAUUCCUGUCGGAUCUAGUGGUGUUUCCAAUAUACUUGUCGGUCCACCCGGUACAGUCUUUACUUCGGCAAAUUUAUCACUCUCACAAAUGACUGUACCUCAAAGCACUACUGCGUCUCCGAGUUCACCGUUCUCCAUUCCUACUAGGUCACCACACGCACCCCCUACUCCAUCUCCGAGCCCACUUCCGAGGAGAUCACCUGCACCUCAGCACCCUCCGUCACCUGCUCCUUCUCCGUAUCAUGUGCAGCUGCAGUCUCCUCAAAACAGUGCUGCCACAGCGACAGCUGGUUUUGUCCUAUCUGCAACUGCCCCGCAGGCAAAUUUGGUGAAAGACAUUAUCACCAGUUUACCUCUACUACAGCCACCAUCCUUGAAGACUGUACAGGGCUCUAACAUUAAUGCUCCACUGACAGCUGGUAACUACAGUGUAGGGAAUUCUGUAAAAGAGGGUUUCAGGAGUGUGCACCAGCAAACUUCAACUGUCGUUUUACCCCAGAGACUGUCUGCAGCUACUGGCAACAGUUUGCAGUCUCCGCAAAAUGCAAGUUCUCCACCGUCUGUCCAAUCAUUUGUCAAUCUCCAGACACCGCAGCCUGUUCUGAUAUCCCAGUCUGCGAGCCUGCAGGCUUGCCCGGGCAGCCAGGUGUUGACCCACGGUGCCAAGAACAGCAGUCCUGUCGGUCCAGCUACUAGUGGCAGUGGGCCUCUUACACCAGCUGGGGCUCUCACUCCAGCACCAUCUCCGUCUCCCCAGCAUCGCACUGUGCACAGCCCUGUUAUUCGAUCGACAACACCAACUCCUGUUAUACAUCAGGCAUUGCCAGCAGGCUUAGCAAUACCUGGUGCACAACAGUUCCCCGCAGUGAUGUCGCAGGGCGGUACAGCUGUUCUGCAGACUACCAAUCAUCAGCUAGUUCAGAUCAUUCAUCAGUCUGCUGCUGUGCAAGGUGCAAGCUUUCCAGCACAUACACAGAUUAUAACAACAGGUGGUGCUGCUGCCCCCGUUCACCUUCACUCGGCAGCGGCGGCUGCUGCAGCCAAUGCAGGUGCAGCUGCUGCCGCUGCCAAAACCAAACAGCCACCACAAAUUUUGCCUAAACCACCAGGAACUUCGAGUCUGACUGCAAGUUCGGGACAUGUAAAAAUUCCAAAUGUAGCAACACCACCUCAUCAAGGUUUACAUACACAGAAUCACAGUACAGCAGGAACUCAAGUCGUCAUUGGUCAAACAAAUCAAGCGGCAAUGAUACCAACUGCACAGGGAGGAACUCUGCUACUUAAUCAGGUUCUAAGGCUUGUAGCAGCACAGGGUACAGUGCAACUGCAGUCAAUUCAGACACCUAGUGGUCCCACACUUAUUGCAGUCCCAUCAGGCUCAGCAUUGAGUUUUCAACCGGUGUCUCAACUUACUUCACCACAGCAGCCGCAGACUCAGUCACAGCAAACAUCCAAACUAACAAAUCAACAUGUGUCUAUACAGACAUCAAAUACCAUUCUUCCAGCUGUCUUAAAUAAUAUUCCACAAUCCUUCCAGCAGAAUGCAUCAAGAACAAGUCUCCAGAAUAAUGCAGCAGUUACCAACUUGAACCUUAAUGUGCACAAUUUGAGUCUGAAUGUUACAAAUGCAAAUUCUGCAACAUGCUCUCAUAAUAGUGAUAUUUCAGGAGACUCUUUACCAUCCUGCCAGAGUUGUUCUGUCACUCAGCAGACCCCAAAUAGUUCAAAUAUUGUGUCAGAGUCGCCUGUAAAUGUGAACUUGAAUGUGAAUGCAAGUGAAAGUGCUUCAAAGAGGAACUCACCCAGUGGACUUCAUAAUACUCCUGAGGUGGCUAAAGAAAAUAUAGAAACAGUUAAUAUUAGAGAAUCAAAUGGAAACCAAAUGGUGGCUCCAACUCCUCUGCCUCUAAACAGGAAAAAGUCUAAGAAGAAGAAAAAGAAAAAUAAACUGGAUUUAGCCAACAUCAUGAAGUUGUCAGGUAUUGGAGAUGAAGAUGAUAUUGCCAUGUAUGAAGCAGAGGAACAACCAAUUACACCGUCGGCUGUUGGUCAUGUUCAUUCAGUUGACCAGUUGCAGUCUGAUAGCACUACUCACCCAUCACAAAUGUUGAACAACAUCCCAUCAGCUCCACAGAUUCCUAUGCAGGCUAAUGGCCAGGCAUCACUACGUGUUUCACUAGAGGACUGUCAGGUAGUGUUCCAGCCAACAUCUGAAACACAGCAGAACUCUCCAUCGGGCUCACCACAUCUUGUGUCCACAGGAACAAAUACUGUUAUGGCACAACCUAGCUCUGUUUCAUCCUCAAGCUUGCCCACAUCUCAAGUAAAUCCUGUUCACUUCGUGACUGCGAGCUACAGUUCAAGUACCUCUCAGAACACACAAACAUCACAGUCUGAAAAGUAUCAAUUACCAGCAAAACAGAAUGAUAGUUGUUCGAGUGGUUUGUAUUCUGACCUGUCUCUAAGAAACCAGCAAAGUAGGGACAUCACCUCUGAAGUUGGAGGCAAUAUAGAAGUAGCAGCAAUAACCAGUGCUUCAAAUCCAGUGACGUGUGAUGCAAUACAAAACAAAUCCAGUGGAAAUGAACUUGAGGAUAUUUUUGUAGGAGUCUCGGUAACAGAUCAGUCUGCUAUUAGUGAUAAAUUAGUUAAUUCUCUUCCAAGCAAUAUGAAUGUAAUUGUUGCAGAUGCUGUCAGUACUGUAAUUCCAGCAGUUACUACAUCAACAAAUACUUUAACUACUGUGACUCGAGAAGCAAGUUCGGCACCAAGUGCACAGUCAGUUGGAAAAUCGACACAGGUUUUGUGUACGGCAGUGGCUCCCAGUAAUGUAUCUAGCAGAAAUUCACAAAAUGAAAGUGUCAGCAUUUUAAUUGGUGGGAACCCAGCCAUUCCACCUUCAGGUUUCAUAUCACAUUCUGUCAUACCAGCAUCAAGAAAUUGUCUGCCACUAGAGUCCUCAAAAUGUACAGAUGGAGAAACAUCCAGACAGACACUAUCUGCUACAUGUGAUAAAGCUGUAAGUGCAAAUCCUCCCGGAAUCUUUAGUUCUGUCAGCCACAGUACGAGCACUAGUGUAGAACGUGUUGCAACAGGGAAUGCUGCCACGACACAAACAGAAAAUGUAGAUGUAGUUUCAACUUCAUCAGGAAAUACAUUAAUAGGCCCACAGGCACAACUUCAAAAUAGCCAACAGUCUACUACAAAAGUUUCAGAUAGACAGUCCACCUUCUUGCCAGUUUCUUCAUCAGCUAGCUCUCAAAACACAUGCAGUGCUCCAAAAACUUAUCCUUCAGUAGAUAAUGCACCAACUAUUUUAGGUCUCCAUGCAUUUCACAGUUUACAAGGUUUAGUCUCAUCUGCAACACCAUUGAUGGCAACUAUUCCACCAAUCACUUCAAAUGCAGCUACAACAAAUUCCAGCUAUGGAGGACCGUUGACAUAUACUGGAGCUGAACCUUUGGUAAUAGCACACCACCAGAGUGGCUUGCCGUCUGUAAUUACAGGACCACAACUGCUACAGUGCCUUCAACAAACACAAGGCCAACAGACAGGUUUAAUUAAUAUGUCACAUUUACAGUUAACACAAAAUGCAAUCAGCAAAGUUAUUGGGAGCUCUACAUCUAGCUUGUCAUUCAAUGCUGGUACGGGAACAAUUUUGAUUGGUGGAAAUCCUGUGGAAAAUUUCACAAAUGCUAGUCAGCCAAAAUCGACAUCUGCCACUGCAGCAGUUAUAAGCAGUGCAAAAUUUAUUCCUCAACCAUCUGUUCUCCUCCAGCAGUUAAACACUGGCUUACGAAGGUGUUCGAGUGAUUCAAAUUCUUCACUUUCCCUUGGAAGUCCUCCAUCUGUGAUUGGUUUAAUCAGUCAACAGACAGCUUCUCAAACAGAGCAGACUAGUAGUCAGCCUAUAAAAAAGGGCCCAUCACAGGAAUCUAUUGAAACGCAGACUGUCUCAAUAGGAGUGCAAAAUUCUAAUCCAAGCAGUUCCAGUUCAUUGCAAGGAUUUCAGAAUACAGUGCUGGAAAGUACAUCUCAUACGAACAAUAACUUUGUUUUGAAUAAAUUUACAAAAUCGGUGCAGUAUAAUAGUAUUCCUAGUGUGUCGCCUACUAUGAGUGCUGCCAAGAAGAAGAAGAAGAGGUAUGAACGAACACCACCAAAAAAUGUCACGUGUGUGUCAUCAGCAGGAAUUUCAAGCAAUAAUACACUGUCAUCAACAAAUUGUGUGAGGAACACUGCUCAACAUGUGGAAAAUGGGAACCGUGUUCUCCUGUCAGUGGAUUCCAGCAGGUGUGUGGUUCAAGAACGAUCUGCAGUGAAACCGUGUGGUAGUCACCUUCUUGUGCCGGGUCAGAAUUUUCAAAAACUCUCUGCAGAACCUGUUUCAUCUUCAUCCUCACCUUCAUAUGUUGUUUCCUCACCACAGUUCAGUGUUACGUCGAACAUCAGAGCAGCAGUAGUAUCAACAUUGGCGUCCCCCGGCUCGGUCGUGCAGCCAGAAUCGUCACACCAUUCAGCUGCGCUUUGUCAGCAAAGCAAUAUUUCUCCUUCCUCCAACAUAAUUCAUAGAAAUUUGUCUCCUGCCAGUGUUAUGUCUAAUGUAAAUAAAAAUAUAUUACAACAGACAAACAUAAUUCCUGCAACAAAUGUAAAUAAAGGUAACAGUCAUUUUACUUCAAGUCAGGAAAUGAGAAAUUCAUCAUCACAUCAAGUUCCGUCCAUUGUACAGACGAGUUUAUCAACGAAUAGUCUGAUGAUAAGCAAUCAGCCUGAAAUUUUACAGGUUUCUUCUAGCUCAGUUACUGUUAUAAGUAAUGGAAUAACAAGCACAUCUGAAAUUGCUCAAAGGAAGCAAGGCGAUAAUCAGCGUGCAGUGGUUCAGGUUAAUAACUCCCAGCAGACAACUAACUCUACUGGUGGACAGAGCCCUGUUAAAUUUGUGACUGUACAAGAUGAACAUCAGCAGGCACCAGCAACACAAAACGCAAAUCCUACAGCAUGUUCUAUUGGAAACCCACAGCAAACACUGAACAAUCAGUUAUCUCUGAAUAAUAUGAAUCCUAGUGUGCCUCAUCUAGUGCCAAUUCCCUCUAACUCCAUUGCGGUUCAUCCGGGAUCAUCACAUGGUCUUCAGAUACAAGCAGCGGGAACUACAGGGAGUCACGGUCUUUUGCCUGGAAGCAUCGUUCAGAAAGUGCACACCAUUCAACUCACUCCUCAGAAUCAGAAGCAUUUGAAAGCAAUACAGAUGCAGAUCCAGUCUUAUAUAACAAAGAAGACACUUAUUCCAAAUGACCACGUGUUGCAACAAUUAUUUGAGGAGCAGCAGAGAAUUUUAGCAACUGGGAUACUUGUUACUACCACCACCACAACCACUACUACUGCUACUGCUACUGCUGCUACUACUACUGCUACUACUACUACUCCUGCUGCUCCUGCUCCUGCUGUUGCUGCUGCUGCUACAACAACAACAACAACAACAACAACAAGUACUACUACUACUACUACUACUACUACAACUACAACAACUGCUACUGCUACUACUACUACUACUACUACUAAUAAUAAUAAUAAUAAUAUUAAUAAUAAUCCUGCUUCUCUUUCUGCUUCUACUUGCACCCCCAACACCAACACUAGUACUACAAGUACCUCAACCAUACCCACUGCUACAGCUGCUGCCAUUAACAUCCCUCCAAACACCAUCUCAUCAGCCACCACUGUUGCUAAUGCUACUAUGAAAUUUACUGCCACCAGUGCAAGUACCACUGGUGGCUCUGCCAUGAUAAGUGUUAAUAUCAGUUCUCCUGCCCUGGUUUCCAUAUGUUCAUGUGACAGUAUUGUUAUGACAGACAGACAGUGCAGAUGUGUUAAUCGUGGUGUUAACAGUACCGUUAAUGGCUUUAAUCAAUCUCACAAUUCUGCAAAUACAGUACUGGAGACAGUACGCCACACAGCAACACAGCAACCACAGCAGCUUAAUUACUACCAUCCUCAGAAACAACAGCAGCAGCAGCAGCAGCAGCAGCAGCAACAACAACAACAACAACAACAACAACAACAACAACACCAGCAGCAGCAGCAGCAACAGCAGCAUCAUCAACAGAAACAGCAGCAACAGCAACAACAUCCUCAAAAACAGCAGCAACAGCAGCAGCAUCUGUUGCUGGUAGAUGUAUCAGCACAAAUCAGUUCUCACAUUACUAGUGGCAAAGUAACAGAUGCAGAGUCAAAGUUGCAUUUGCAGCAGUCAAAUUCAUCCGGCACAUUACAACCCCAUCUGCCUCGUCACAGCCAUCACCACCAUCACAACCAUCACCACCACCAUCAUUAUCACCACCACCACCAUCACCAUCACCACCAUCCAAACCUCCCUCAUAAUCACCCUGCCAAUCAGCAACCUCAUUUACAACAGCAGCAGCAACAGCAGCAGCUUCAGCAAUCUGUUGUGCCAGUACUGCACGGAACAAAAUCGUCAGCAGUUUCUGAAAAAGGAACGUCACCAAUCCAAGUACAGGUUGGAACACAGACAUGCAUGCCACCAGAAGAAUUUCCUCAAACUUCUGCACAUAUGAGUAACAGAGCAUCUUGUAAUGGAUCACCGAAUGGCCAGCAGUGUACAUCAAACACAUUUCUGCCAUUAAACAACAAUAAAUCUGCGCUUACCUCUAGUAGUAAAAUUCUACCUAAUCACACGUCAGCAGCACUAAAAUCCGUACCAAAUACUGUGUUUACAAAUGGCAGCAAGUCUCAUGCACUAUCAUGUGCUGGUGGACCAAAGCCCCAAGCGAAUUCCUCUCCUGCGUCUCCACCACGUGGUACUAAACGUUCUGCUACAAGUCCGUUGCGGUCUAUAAGCAGAAGCGACCUCAUUGAACAUCAGCUGAAAACUGAUCAAACUGAAGCUUCAAUGCCUGAUGUGCAGACACCUUUUUCAAGUUCUCGCGAUGCAUGUAAGCGCCUUAUUCGGUAUCACGUGUAUAAUGAAAAGGUCUUGAGCCAGAAAGAUUUGGAGAAAGCUGAUGAAAUAUUUGAAGCAACUGCGAAACACCUGUUAGAUAAAUUUCGGCAAAUGAUGAAUAAAUACAACUAUUUGCUGUUGAUGGAGAGCAUGCGUGAAGUAAACACAUCAGAAUUGAUAAUGAUUGAUCGGAUGUUUGUGGCAGAGGAACAUAAUAUUCUGGAGAAGUUAAAGGAAGAGGAACAGAGGGCAAAAGAAGAACCAGUGACAGCAGAUGUAACAGCUUUGAAAACUGAGCCUGCAGUUGAUUGCCAGAACUGCAGGUAUCUGAAUUCCGAUUUAGCUGACAUUAGAGAUGUGCGAGUAGUCAUCCAGGAUGUCAUGAAAAAUGAAUCAAUAAAGAGAGAGUUGGAAGAAGACAAAUUCACUGUCAUAAAGAAGGAAAAGUUGGACUUCGAUAUAGACAGUGAUGAAGCGAUGCCAGUGGAGCAGUCUACAUCAGCACUUGUUCCGAAGGUAGAUCAGAAUUAUGAUGAAUGGGAAGAAAUACAAAAGGAGCUAGGAGUAUUUUGUCCCACCUCUCAAUCUUCGUGUACACUUCAGGAGACCUCUGUUGUUGUAAAAUCUGAAGAAAAUGAGAAUGUCGACAGUUGCUGCCGCCACAUUAAAAUGGAAGCUGAUGAUGACAUGUCACACGGAUUAAAAAAUUUAGAUCCGUUGAAUUGUAGGACUCCUGAGUACAACAGGACUCACGAUAGUGUUCAGAACAUUUCUACAGAUGCGUUAAAAUGUGAACCUAACUCUGAAAAUAUGGACACAGUGCAAAAGUCCUGUGAUAGUGCAUCAAAUGGUGAACUCUGUGAUCUCUAUAACCACAAUAUUCCUAAAUCUGUUACUUCAGAUACUGAAAUUCCAGAAGAUCCAAACUGGGAGAAAAAGUUAGGAGUGGUGUCGGGGGGUCUCAAAAGUAGGUGCUCUAGAGAAAGAGUGGCUGGGGAGAGUGAGCCAUUGAAGUAUUUGAGCCAGUGUGUUGUGAACAAUUUAAGUAGUGAUGUUGAAGUGCAAAAGAAAGACAGGCGAGAUAUCUGUGAUACCACUGACAGUACCACAACUUUUGUGCACAAAAGAAAACGCCACAAACAUGAUACUCAUUUUGUCAGUGAACGUAUUAAAGGACUGUCUAAUGUGGUACGUGGAAAUAGGAGUUUUUGUGAAAGUGAACAGGAAAAUGAUGACGAGGAUGAUGAUGACGACGAUGAUGAUGAUGAUGAUGAAGACGAUGAUGAUGACGACGAUGACGAAGAUGAUGAUGAGGAGGAGGAGGAGGAAGAGGAGGAGGAGGAGGAGGAAGAAAAUGAUGCUUUAAAUGCUCAAGUACAAAGUGCUAUCGAUAGCAUACUGAAUCUGCAACGCUCAGAAGACGGCUACGAAUUACCAUCUGCGAGUGUUGGUGCCGUGAGUGAUGUGAGUGUACUCAACCUGCCGGUAGAUGUAAACUCUGAAGAAAUAGAUCACAAAUAUUCUAGGAAAGUUGCUGAAGAUAAAUUAUUUUCGGAAGAGAGAAGUACAAAGCUUCUUAAGUGUCAAAAAAGGACUACAGCAUCAGUUGUGAAUUCUUGUGUUAAUUCUCCAGUGUCCAUUGAGUAUAGUGGUGAAACAGAUCCUUUCAUAAAUAGGAACUCUACCAUUGUUAUUACUAAUGGUGGUGGUAUCGAAGAAGACAGCAGUGGAAAUGGUGAUGCUGCUUUAGAUGAGGCUGUAAGAAGUAUAUUGACAUCCUGACCUUUGCAAAGCAUGACACAGCCUUUGCUGACCUUUGCAAAUGCACCACUGACUUCCAUUCUCAGCUCAAAUUGGUCAACUUUUUGCUAAGUUGAGUCAUUAUUUUAGAAUAAAUUCAUUAUAAUGUACGUUCUUCUAUAAAAAUGUCAUUUAAGCACAAAUUCUUCACUAUUCUAAAACAUAAAUCAGUAUUUAUUUUAUUAGUGAAAAUUGACCACCUAUGAUCUGCGAGGAAGUCUGUGACAGGCAGUCAGUCAAGCUUCGUUUAACAGCUCUAAAGUGUAAAACCAAUCUUUUGCAUAAAUAUUAUGCUCCAGCAAUGAAAACCUGCAGGUUUUGUUGUUUUUAUUUUAUUGGCAAUUUGUACAUUACUGAACAAUAUUAAAUUUCUGGAAACAUAUGGCUAACGUUUCAAAUAAUGAUGUCAUCUAUGCUGGCCAUAUUUGUGUAGAAAGUAUGGUAUUACACUGUUUACUUAGAUUUGUUUGAUUCAACAGGGAAGUUUGUGUGUUUGAGAGAGAGAGAGAGAGAGAGAGAGAGAGAGAGAGAGAGAGAGAGAGAGAGGGGUAAUCACAUGGGUGAACAUUAAACUGCACACAUUAAUGCUGGAACCCAUGUUUGCGAAUCUGCUCACUGUUUGGCAUUUUGUAGCAUUGUUGUUUCUUAUGUGAAUGGCAGUUAAUAAUAAGUUGGUUUUAAAACUUAAGUAUUACCGGUGUUCUUGCAGUGGGUGAGAAACAUGUUUUAUAUUUGUUUCCAGAAUGUAAUCUAGUCAUUAUCAAUAGUUUCAUGUGGAGUGAUUCCUGAACUUCCAGUAAGACACUGUUACCAUAACUGUUUUGUUGCAGUGCUAGUACAGAUACAAAUGACUGUGUAGGUAGAUGUAGAUGACACUUCUGGAUCAGUUUUUGUCUUCUUUGUUCUUAGGCAGAAUAUUAGUGCUGAGGUUUUAUGAGAUUCAUACAAAAUGUCCAUAUUGCAUGCGAUAGAGAAUAGUUUCUGUAUGUAGAGGAAGUUUGCCUACAGGUUACAGGAACAUCAGAUGGAAUAUAGAGCUGGGAGCUGUGUGUCAUCACAUUCCUUGGUUUUUGCUCUGAGUUUAAGACAAUUAUAAUGAGGAGUACAUACAUGUGCCAUCCAAUAGUCACAUUUUGGACAUACAACAUGAGGGUGGUGCUGCAGUGCAGUACUCUACCCCUCCCCUUCAGCAUACUGUAAUUUGUGGCCUAUAUGUUGUUUUCAAAUAAAGCCACUCAGAUAUUUUCUUUAAGGUGAAUACUCAUACAUUCAUAUCAGUUAUAAAAAAUCAUUUUGUAGCUCUAUCACAAAAAGAAUAAUAUGGUGUCAAAUGAUACACAAGAGAAUUAAACAGAUUGUCCUUAAGGUAAAAAAAACUAACUCUAUGCAUAUAUCAGUUAUUUGUCCAUAUUAGUUAAAUCACUGUACAGCAUAGUCAGCCUCUUCUAUCAUGCAAAAGUGGCUAUUCAAAGGACAGAACAUUAUAGCCCAAGCUAAGAAGAACCCAUCUUUUAUUAAAUAAAUUGAACAUGUAUACGUUUUUCUAUGCUUUCAAAGGCAUAGAUUAUUUAUCUCAACUGCAAUCUAAUUAAUAUUGUAAAGUACUGAAUAUUGUUCUUUUUUGUAACGUAGAGUAGAGAAAAUAAAUAUAUCUUUUAUUUGUCUAGAUCACAAUUUAUAAAGUAUUAGUGGUUUUGAUUGUGCUAGCAGUCAUCAUCGGAUCUUACAUACAGUGUUGAAAUUUGGGCAGUGCACUUCUCUGAUGUGUCGAGUAAGAUGGUGUUUUAAGUUUCUUCUGGUUGACUUAACCCAGAUCCAGAUGAGUUAUGUUCACCACAGGGCUUACUCUCACAAUCUUCUGUCACACACAUCUGUUCUCUUGUGAAGUGUUUCUGUCAUAUUGCUCAUAUGCUUCAGGUUAAGGGUUACAUGCUACCUCUACUGUGCCCUGGUUUAUACUGUGUGACAACAUCGAAUUUUGUAUAACCCUAAGUUUAACACCAGUGGAUGUUUAAUUGCUUUAUCAGUUCAUACCACCACACUGUUUACAAUUUACAGUGUGAUGGUGUGCUUUGACAGAGUAAUUAAAUAUCUACCAGUGUUAAAUCAAGCAUUAUGCAAAGAUCAAUAAGAACAUCCAAAGCAUAGCUUUAGCUGUGCCCUUGUUUAUUCUGCGCGACCUCGUUGAUCUUUUAUACUGCUUGAUUUAAUGCUGGUAGAUAUUAAAUUGCUUUGUCAACUUAAACCAGCGCACUGUAAAAUGUAAGCAACCAUGGUUACAUUUUACGGUGUGAUGUUAUGAUUUGAUAGAAUAAUUAAUCAUCCACUAGUGUUAAGUGUAGGGUUAUGCAAAAAUCAGUGAGGUCACACAGCAAAUGCUGCAUGUAAUCCUGAACCACAAGCACACAAACACUGUGAUAGAAAUACUUCACAUGUUAAAGAGAAAAGAUGUUUGUCUCACAAGAUUGUGAGAGGAAGCCCUAUGGUAAACAUAACUCGUAUGGAUUAAGUGUGUCAGACAAAACAGAGAGCUAGACUUUGGUUUGUGGAGACUGGCAAAAAAUUUUCAUUAAAAUUUGAUCUUACUCAAUACAUCAGAGAUGUACACUGCCCAAAUCUCAACCUUGUAUCUAAUAUGAUUACUAUCACAACCAGGACCAGUAAUAUCAUUUUAUAAACUUGUGAUCUAGACAAAUAAAAGUUAUAUAAAAAAUUAAAGUACGUGUUCCACAUUCUUGAUCAUGUCACACAUAGUUAAAGUAGUGAAAACAUUCAAAUGAACUUAUAAUAGUGGUUCCUUUCUCCUAACUAAGUGGCUAUGCAACUGAUGGCGAAUUCUUUGGAUCAUUGCUGCGAUGAUAGUUGCUUAUCUUUAAGAUAUUUAAUGAUUAUUUUUGAAGAUGAUUCUCUCAAAUCGAAAACAAAUUAUUACAGUUCCUUUGGUGAAGACUCUGGACAUGUACUCAGGAGAAGUGAGGUUUAAAUCCCUUUCUGUUCAUCCUCAUUGAGGUUUUGUAUUUUUUACGUUAAAUCACUUCAAACAAAUGUCAAGGUAGUUUUUUAAAUGGGACUGUGGUGAAUUUCUUUCCACUUGCCCAAUAUGAGCUAUUUCUCUACUUCUAAAGGCCUAGAUGUCAAUGGAACAUGAAAUUUGAACAUUCCUUUUGUAUAUCAAAACCAUCAGACAUGUUCUGUUACAUUAUAUUCAUUAUGGGCAAGGGAAAAGUUUCAAAAAUAUUACUUCUGUCUCCACUGGGUGUUUCCUUAGUAACUGAAAUUUUUUUGACAGUUAUUGCAGCAUUGUUUAAAUAUAUUAUGGAGAAAGGUUUCAAGUUCAUCCUUAAAACAUGUUGCACUUUGAAGGUAUCAAGAUGGCUUGCAUUGUGUUAUUUAACUAUGGCAGUCAAACAUUUAGACCCAAACCUUUGUCCAUACUCAUUAAAUAUUUGUCUCCUUUAUUGCAUUAAAACUAAACAUACAGUGUUUUGCCAUAGUUUCAUAGGGAUGACUAGUACCUGUACUCAUAUGUCAAAAAUGUAUUUUAUUUUAUCUUCACUAACUUACUUAAAUCCAGAGACAGCUGGUGAAUUUUUGCUUUCACCGUUUCAUGUCCAGAGUGUAUAGUCACACUAAUUGUUAAAAACAUCUAUAGUGACAUAAUUUUAAAUGAGGGAAAGUGUACAAGAGAUGAAUUUAUCCAGUUUUAAAUUAAUAGCAUUGUUUGGCUUAGAACCUGUUGGUUUUGCCUUUGUGUGCUUAUGAUAUACUGUGUCACUCAUGGGGAACAAAUUUGAUGUCCUAACUCAUUUUUAGAUAUUCCUCUGUUAGUUGUAUUUGUAGCACUGCAACAUUCAGUUCACGUAAAUGUAAAACUUCAUCAGUGUAACAGGCUUGACAGCAUCUUCUUCUCAGUAUUCAGCAGUCUUUUGCAGGAAUGUAGAUACUAUUAGUACACCACAUUCACUCUUUAAGAAAGUGGAGUAAUCCAAAUGCCAAUCACAAUUUAUGCCGUUCACAUUUUUUUAGUCUGUUUAUUUACUGUGGUUGCCGAUUUUAUAGAUCUCCUUCCCCCCCUCCCCCUUCCCCAGUAAAUUUAGCUUCUUAUGUUCUCUUCUCUUUGUAAUUAUUCUUGGAAUACUUUCUUAUUUUAUUUCUUAAAUAAAAGAAAAUGCUGCAAAAUGUCUGGAAUCUUUUAAGUACAAAAGUAUAUGAGGCAUUGGCAGAGGAGCCAGAAUGAUUUAUAUGUAACACUUACUGCUCCUGAAAUUAUGUUCUCUGGUUCUGAACAGGAGCUAAUAUUUAUUAUAUAAUAAUGUGAUGCAAAAGUGUUGUGAUUUUUGCUGUGUAAUAUUGUUACUUAAGUUUAUGUAUUAAAUUCUUUCUUUGCUUUCAAGAAAAUGUAUUUUCUGAUUACACAUAUUGAAAUCAGUAGUAGCCAGUUAAGUGAUUGAUAUUCAGGAUUACCAGACCACCGAUGUAAAAUCUGAGGUAAAUGUUUGGAGACUGAUGACACUGUUUUUACCUUGUACAUUUGUUUGUAUAUCAUGUAGAGAACUGCUACUACAUGUGUUUAAGUACCCAGUGUUACAUACUGCACAAGAAGUAAUCCAUGAGGUAAUAUAAUAUGUGGUCAUUUUUACAUUAUUUGUUGUAUGUAGUUAAUGAUUUUUCAGUGAGAGGCACACUUAAUUUUCUGUGGUAAGGAGAAGGUUGCACCAUUUUUAAUGCACUAUUGUGUUGUUUCAUAGUGAAAUGAUUAUGUCUCUAUUAUAAACUUUGUGAUCACAAAUAUUUAAGACAGGUUAUUGUGUAGUAUUUUGACUAAUUAUUUGCUGCUCAUAAUUCUGCGGUAGUUCAGUUUGUCAGUAUGAUGGGAGAUGAGCCUGUUUAUAUAUGUAGAACACUUUUCCCUUCCUGGGUAGUAAGUAGUGGAGGGCAUUGGCCUUUCAUUAUGUAGUAAAAGUGUUGUGUUUCUCCAAAUAGUUUGUUUAAUAUGUGCUGUAGUGCAGAAAUAUUUAUCAUAAAUAAUAAAUUCCUGAGUGUUCUCACUUUGCAAACUUUUUCAGUUUUUAGUUGAAAUUCAUUGUUGGUAAUGCCAUCAUAUUUGUAAGUGCUUUAACACACUUAUUGUGGUAGUAGAGACCACUUCACAUAACUAACUUGAUUAACAGGCUGUAUAGCUAGAAUGAAAAUGGUGCAUCCUCCUAACCAAACCUCUGUUGAUUCUAAAAUUAUUUGUCCCUGCAACAUUUAAUUUUGUUUGUGGCAGCAUAUAAAGCAGAUAACAGGACACAAAUGCACUGCUUAAAUAGGCGAGUGUGAUUUAGAAAUUAGUACUGUAUAAUGCACAGCCAUCCCACUUCUAGAAGUUUAAGACUUUUAAUUGAUCAUUAGUCAUCAGCCUUCUUUCAAUUACUUCAGUGUAAGCGAGUCCCCUUUCUGUUGGCAAAAGACUGAGAUCACUUGCAUCAGAUAUCAUUUUGCAAGCUCACUCAAGUGCUUAGAGAAAUUGGCUGUACAAUGAAAUAUAUUUUUUUCUGGUUCACACUUAAUAAUCUGAUAUAAUUGUAUGAAUGUUGUUGUACACUGCAGCAAUUCCAUGUGUGCAUAAAUGUAAUUGAUAUAAUUAUUGGUUCCUAUGAAAAUUCUGUAAAUAUAAGAUUUGUGGAACAUGCCUCGCCAAAUUUGAAGCCUAGAUAAUGUACGGUGUUUUGUAUUUCGGGUAACUGCAAGUCCAAGCUAAAUGUGUUUAUCCACAUUGUACAUUGGGAACAGUGUAGAAACUGUGUUUUAAUUUAUGGAACUGGGCAUUUGUAGAUAGUAUUUAUUUAUUACCUGCCAGUCAUUUUUCAGAGUGAUAAAACUAUUUUACUCAGACUGUAAUAUUUGUAUGUAUAAUUGUGUGCAUAUGUAUAUACAUAUAUAUAUAUAUAUACAUAUAUAUAUAUAUAUAUAUAAAUAAAAGUUUAGAUUUUGGAGUGCCCAGAUGCAAAUAAUUGUGUGUUAAUAUUUUAAAUGUGUUUCUUAUACAUUUUUUCAAUUAAAUUAGUAAUUACAAGAACUGAUAACAGUGUUGGGGUCAUACAUUUGAUCUCUGUUUAUUGCUUGGAAAUUGUAUUAUUUAAUGUACAAAGUGAGAACAUUUUAAUCCAUGCAAAAUAUUUAUGAAAAUAAAUAGAGAUAUCAAUGUUGUAGGAAUAUUUUUACAAAAAC